This is a messenger RNA of Cervus elaphus (red deer), 7589 nucleotides long. RefSeq names its product SNF2 histone linker PHD RING helicase (gene SHPRH). Gene Ontology annotation, molecular function: ATP binding; ATP-dependent chromatin remodeler activity; ubiquitin protein ligase activity. Gene Ontology annotation, biological process: DNA damage response; nucleosome assembly; protein polyubiquitination. Gene Ontology annotation, cellular component: nucleus; nucleosome. NCBI's taxonomy places the organism in Eukaryota, Metazoa, Chordata, Mammalia, Artiodactyla, Cervidae. The transcript has 30 exons. The record is from RefSeq and is a predicted model, not a curated record. The coding region runs from base 398 to 5455 and encodes 1685 amino acids.
CGGGGGCGGAAGGCGUUUUGGACGCAGACAGAAGUCUCAGGGAGGGACGACUCCGUUGUUUUGGAGCCUGGGAAACUAAAAGACUGACGGGGAGCAGCAGCGCGAGUUUCCGCGACCCUUCCCCAUCCCAGACGUGCGGGCCGGGGAUCCGCCGCGGCUUGCCCGGAACGAAGAGGAGCUGCGGGAGGGAGGCUUGCUUUCUCCGCCGCGGACUGGGGCCUACGGUGUCUCGUUCGAGCGUCCUAGGGCCCUUGAUCUCGCUCCUCUGCCUCCGGGCAGCUUGUUUGCCCGGCCUGCUGGGAGCGAUCGGCGCUGACAGCCUUGCUCAGACUCCUCAAACCACUUUUGAGUCUUUCGGAAGAAAACUGAGGUUCACAUUUACCAAGAGAACUUGAGAAUGAGCAGCCGACGGAAACGUGCUCCCCCGGUAAGGGUAGAUGAGGAAAAGCAACAGCAGCUUUGCUGGAAUAUGCAUGAGGACAGAAGGAAUGAACCUCUCACCUUAACUGAUGACGAGCAGUCCUGCCCAGGUUUGGACCCCUCUCCUGCUCACCGCAUCAUCCUAGAUGACAGUCCAAAGGAAGAAGUGGCUCACAGAGAAAAGAGGAGGUGUUCCGAAGCCGUGAGCAUCUCAAAAUCAAUUGAUAAAGAAGAGACUGGUGGCAUUUUUUCCCCUUUGUCUGUAAAGCUGAAUAUUGUAAUUUCUCCCUAUCACUUUGAUAAUUCUUGGAAAGCAUUUCUAGGAGAAUUCACUCUUCAGCUUCUUCCUGAACAGUGUUUAAUUGAAAAUUUUUCUGAAAAGAGUUUUACACUGACGAGUUCCGAGUUGAGCAGUCAGUUCCUGAUCUAUGUUCAUUCAGGAUGUGAAAAUGUAGAGAAAAAAGAAGGAGGACUCAAUGAGCCAGUCAGUAUCUGUGACAAGGGAAUUCAAGUGGAGUCGUCCUUCAGCAGUGAAAUGUUAGAAGAUUUGGGAUGGCUGCAAAAGAAGAAAAGAAUAAAACUUUACCAAAAACCAGAAGAAAAUAACAUUAUCAAGGUUGGAAUUUAUCUUUUGGAAGCUGGCCUAGCAAAACCAGAUUAUCUGAGUGAUGCAAGUUCAAGAAUGAAAAAGUUCAAUCAACUCAUGAAGAGAGUGAUGGAAAAGCUAUACAAUUUUAUUAUUCCAGAUGUGUUGGAAGAGGAUGAGGAAGGUUCCGAUAGUGAGCCAGAGGGACAGGACAUUGAUGAACUCUAUCACUUUGUGAGGCAGACACAUCAGCAAGAAACUCGGUCCAUCCAAGUGGAUGUCCAGCAUCCUGCGCUGACCCCUGUGUUGAGACCGUACCAGAGAGAGGCUGUCAACUGGAUGCUACAACAGGAGCGUUUCAAAAGCACCCCUGCUGGUGAAAAUACCCUACACUUUCUAUGGAGAGAAAUUAUUACAUCUGAGGGUUUGAAACUCUACUACAAUCCAUACACAGGCUGCAUCAUUCGUGAGUACCCAAAUGCUGGACCACAGUUGCUUGGUGGGAUCUUAGCAGAUGAGAUGGGUCUUGGAAAGACAGUGGAGGUUUUGGCUCUGAUUCUGACACAUACUCGACAAGAUGUCAAACAAGAUGCUCUCACUCUUCCUGAGGGAGAAGUGGUAAAUUAUUUCAUUCCAUCACGUUAUUCUGGCGGAAAUGUAAAAAAGACAGAAACCCAGAAUAUGGAAUUUGAACCAAAAGAAAAAGUUCAGUGCCCCCCUACACGUGUGAUGAUCCUGACAGCUGUUAAAGAAAUGAAUGGAAAAAAAGGAGUUUCUAUUCUUUCCAUCUAUAAAUAUGUCAGUUCUAUAUAUAGAUAUGAUGUUCAGCGGAACAGGAGUCUUCUGAAACGGAUGCUCAAAUGUUUAAUUUUUGAAGGCCUUGUGAAACAGAUCAAAGGUCAUGGUUUUUCUGGUACUUUUACACUGGGGAAGAAUUACAAAGAAGAGGACAUACAUGAUAAAACAAGAAAGCAGGCUGUCGGGAGUCCAAGGAAAACUCAGAAAGAAUCCAGAAAAUCAGGAAACAAGGACACAGACUCUGAAUAUUUGCCAUCAAAUACCUCUGAUGAUGAUGAUGAUCCUUACUAUUAUUACUGUAAGCCCAGGAGAAACCGUAGUAAGUGGAGGAAGAAACCUGCUCUGUCCACAAAAAGGGAAAAAAGCCAGCUGAGCAUUGGUCUCAGCCCACAAGAUCACUGCCCACCUACCGGUAACUCUGAAAUUACUGAUGUUACCACAUCUGAAGGUACAUGUGUCUUUGAAGUCAGUCAAGAACAUUCAGCCAAGGACCAAGCUGAAUCUCUAAAUCCUGUUGGUGAUGACAUGCCACACUCUAAUAUCAUGGGUCCCUGUAAUUCUCCCGAUUACCGCUUUGAGUGCAUAUGUGGUGAACUUGACCAGGCAGACUGUAAGCCUCGUGUUCAGUGCCUGAAAUGCCGCUUGUGGCAACAUGCGAAAUGUGUGAAUUAUGAGGAGAAGAAUCUGAAGGUUAAACCUUUCUACUGCCCCCACUGCCUUGUUGCAAUGGAGCCAGUAUCUACGAGAGCAACUCUGAUCAUCUCCCCCAGUUCCAUCUGUCAUCAGUGGGUGGAUGAAAUCAACAGGCAUGUGAGGUCAUCAUCUCUUCGAGUCUUGGUAUAUCAAGGAGUGAAGAAAGAUGGUUUUUUACAGCCUCAUUUUUUGGCAGAACAGGAUAUAGUCAUCAUUACUUACGAUGUCCUCCGUUCAGAACUGAACUAUGUAGACAUCCCACACAGCAACAGUGAGGAUGGGCGUCGCUUAAGGAACCAGAAGCGCUACAUGGCUAUUCCCAGUCCUCUUGUAGCUGUGGAGUGGUGGAGAAUCUGCCUUGAUGAAGCUCAGAUGGUCGAAUGUCCUGCUGUAAAGGCUGCAGAAAUGGCUCAGCGCUUGAGUGGGAUUAACCGCUGGUGCAUCAGUGGCACUCCGGUACAGAGAGGAUUGGAAGAUCUUUUCGGGUUAGUGGUAUUUCUCGGUGUUGAACCUUACUGUCUCAAACACUGGUGGGUUCGACUUCUCUAUCGUCCUUAUUGCAAGAAGAAUCCUCAUUUCCUCUACAGCUUUAUUGCCAAGAUAAUGUGGAGGUCUGCAAAGAAAGAUGUGAUUGACCAAAUCCAGAUACCCCCACAGACAGAAGAAACCCACUGGCUUCACUUUUCUCCAGUGGAAAGACACUUCUAUCACCGUCAGCAUGAGGUGUGCUGCCAGGAUGCAGUGGUAAAACUCAGGAAGAUUUCCGACUGGGCUCUGAGGCUCAGCAGCCUGGACAGAAGGACCGUCACCUCCAUCCUGUAUCCGUUGCUGAGGCUCCGGCAGGCCUGCUGCCACCCACAGGCAGUUCGUGGCGAGUUCUUGCCACUCCAGAAAAGCACCAUGACGAUGGAGGAGCUGCUGACAUCCCUGCAGAAGAAGUGUGGCACUGAAUGUGAAGAGGCCCAUCGGCAGCUAGUCUGUGCCCUCAAUGGCUUAGCAGGCAUCCACAUCAUUAAAGGCGAGUAUGCUUUGGCAGCAGAACUAUACAGAGAAGUGUUGCGUUCAUCUGAGGAACACAAGGAAAAACUCAAAACGGAUUCACUGCAAAGACUUCAUGCUACCCAUAACUUGAUGGAAUUGUUGACAGCCAAGCACCCAGGGAUACCUCCUACCCUCAGAGAUGGCAGACUUGAGGAAGAGGCCAAACAACUCCGAGAGCAUUAUAUGAGCAAGUGUAACACAGAGGUUGCAGAAGCCCAGCAGGCUUUGUUGCCUGUGCAGCAGACUAUCCGUGAUCUCCAGAGAAAGAUUCAUUCUAAUUCUCCUUGGUGGCUGAAUGUGAUACACAGAGCAAUAGAAUUUGGUAUUGAAGAGGAACUUGCUCAAAGAGUGCGAAAUGAAAUAACCAGCAACUACAAGCAACAAACUGGCAAGCUCUCUAUGUCAGAGAAGUUCCAUGACUGCCGAGGACUUCAGUUCUUACUGACAACACAUAUGGAAGAGCUCAGUAAGUUCCAGAAGCAAGUGAGAGAGGCUGUAAAAAACCUGGAGGGACCUCCAUCUCGGCAUGUUAUUGAGUCUGCAACAAUCUGCCAUCUCCGACCAGUCAGACUUCCUCUCAACUGCUGUGUCUUUUGUAAGGCUGAUGAAUUGUUCACAGAGUAUGAGUCGAAACUAUUUUCUCACACAGUCAAAGGCCAGACUGCAAUAUUUGAGGAGAUGAUAGAAGAUGAAGAGGGACUGGUGGAUGACCGAAUAACUACCACCAAUCGUGGUCUAUGGGCAAUAAGUGAGACAGAGCGAUCUAUGAAAGCUCUACUGUCAUUUGCAAAAUCACACAGAUUUGAUGUGGAAUUCAUUGAUGAGGGAAGUUAUUCAAUGGAUCUCUUUGAAGCUUGGAAGAAGGAAUAUAAGUUGCUUCAUGAAUAUUGGAUGGCUCUGAGGAAUCGUGUGUCUGCUGUUGAUGAACUUGCAAUGGCUACAGAACGACUAAGGGUCCGUGAUCCUCGGGAGCCAAAGCCCAGCCCGCCAGUUCUUCACAUCAUUGAACCACACGAGGUAGAACAGAAUCGUAUAAAACUGCUAAAUGAUAAAGCUGUUGCUACAUCCCAGCUGCAGAAAAAGCUUGGGCAGCUUCUUUACCUAACUAACUUGGAAAAGUCUCAGGACAAAACAUCAGGAGGUAUUAAUCCAGAACCUUGUCCAAUCUGUGCUCGGCAACUGGGAAAACAGUGGGCAGUACUGACCUGCGGGCACUGUUUCUGUAACGAGUGCGUUUCAAUUAUUAUCGAACAGUACAGCGUGGGGUCUCACAGGAGCUCCAUUAAGUGUGCUAUCUGCCGCCAGACCACGUCUCACAAGGAAAUCUCCUAUGUCUUCACCUCAGAGAAAGCCAGCCAGGAAGAAGACAUCCCUGUGAAGGGCAGCCAUUCUACGAAAGUGGAAGCUGUGGUCAGAACUCUGAUGAGAAUCCAGCUUAGAGACCCAGGGGCUAAGGCGCUUGUUUUCUCAACGUGGCAAGAUGUAUUAGACAUUAUUUCAAAAGCUCUCACUGACAACAACAUGGAAUUUGCACAGAUCAGUCGUGUUAAGACAUUUCAGGAGAACCUGUCAGCAUUUAAGUAUGAUCCCCAAAUCAAUAUUUUGCUGCUGCCCCUGCACACAGGUUCUAAUGGAUUAACUAUCAUUGAAGCAACGCAUGUUCUCUUGGUGGAGCCCAUAUUGAACCCUGCCCAUGAGCUUCAGGCCAUCGGAAGGGUGCACCGGAUUGGACAAACAAAACCAACUAUUGUACACAGAUUCUUAAUAAAAGCGACAAUAGAAGAAAGAAUGCAAGCAAUGCUGAAAACUGCUGAAAGGAGUCACACAAACCCUUCCGCAAAGCAUUCCGAGGCCUCCGUCUUGACCGUGGCUGACCUGGCAGACCUAUUUACCAAAGACACCGAAGACCUUGAAUGAAGUACAUGUGAUUCAGUCCAGACUUUAGUGUAUUUUAAAUUUUUCAUAGUUUAUAGAAUAAAGUUAUAAGUAAAACAAUCCAGUAGAUGUCAGUAAACACUGUUCUUAGUUGAAUGAAUUUAUCGCUUUUUUGGUUGUACAGUCCAGUAGUUUUCGAGUCCUUUUCAAUAUACUAUUUCCAUAAUAGCUAUAAAGAUCUUUAAUUUUACACUCCUAAUAAAAUGUUUGGGCUUCCUGGGUGGCACAGUGGUGAAGAGUCCACCUGCCAAUGCAGGAAACAUGGGUUUGAUCCCUGGGUCAGGAAGAUCACCUGGAGGAGGAAAUGGCAACCCACUCUAGUAUUCUUGCCUGGAGAAUCCCAGGGACAAAGAAGCCUGGCUGGCUAUAAUCCACGGUGGUCACAAAAGAGUUUGACACCACUGAGCGAUUGCACACACGCACACACAAAAAAUACUUAUUUUUAUUCCAAAGAAUAUCUCUAUCUGAGGGAAUUAAGAGAGGUAUUGUGUACUUUUCUUUUGAUAAGAUCAGUCUUAAAAAGAAGUUAGAAUAAGAGAGUAACUCAGCUAUUCUAGUUUUAUAUGACUCGCUAUACUCAACCAACAUAGAUCUCAUUUUUGGAAGAGCCUUCAGUAUCUUUAGCACAGGAUUCACCAGUAUAUUAUUAGUAAUAUUUUUAAAAGAUGGUGAAUUAUAUUAGCUCCCAGUUCUUUGAGUAGUUAUAGACUGUAACUCCAUAAAUAGUAACUUCAGAGUAAUGCAGCUCCAACAGUAAGUUAAUAUUAGACAAUUAUUUCUUUUCUCUGUAUCUUGCUACUAUAAAUCAAAACACUGAACACUUUAAGUAUUUCUAUUAUAUGUUAAAUAUUAUCAGUAUAAGCAGUUAACGUAGCUUUAUUAAGUGUAUUAAUGUUUAAUUAAAAUUGUCUAUUUUCUCUACUUUUAAUUUGUGUUACUAAAUGUUUACGUUUUAAGAUUGAUCUAUAAAUAUUGCAGUGUCUAUAAUUUCAGUUCUUAUGAUUAUAGCAAUAUGGCAGGGUUUUGUUUUGUUUUUUUUUACCAUUAUUACAUACUAAUGUCUUGGAUUCUUUUUCUUUCCCAUGUUCUUGUGUAACUAGACUUUUUAACCACUAAUAUCUAAAUUUAUGAUAGUGUUUGUUAUUUCAUUCCACUAGUACUUCCCUCAAGACCUAGCAUUUGAUCUUUGUAACAAGAGAAUGUCACAUUCAUAGAAGCAAAUAAUUGCAAGUGAUAAUAACCCAGUGUUUCUUCUUCUGUGAAGAAUUAAUGGACUUUGAAAUUGUUAAAUAAGGAGUAGCUUGUUGUAUCCUAGCCAUUUGAUGUAAUACAAAUGUUCUUGAUUUAUUUUCUUUGAGCCUUCAGAGUUUCAAAUGACCCUCAGGACUCAUUAACUCCUACUUAGUUGUCCAGAAAACUAACAAAUAUAUCCUGGAUCACAUUUGUCCAAGAGGCUUUGGUGCUUAGUUAAGGUGCAUUUUCUUAUUCUGGUUUAUAGAGUGACAUAAUCCAACUGAAGAAAACACACACACAUUUUUGGUGCUUAUUCUUCAGUUGAAGGAAGAUAUGCAUUGAUUCUUUUAUAUGAAAUUAGACAAAACUAUUAUUUUUGUAGCUCUUUAUGUGUUAUAAAGAGCUUUCCUAUACAUUUAUGUGUUUAAUUUGCCCAUCAGUCCUGUGAAGUUGAUGAAAUUUAUAACAUUCCUGUUUUAAAAGUGGAGAACUGAGAUUCAGAAAUACUGAGAAAUAUGCCUAUGACACAUAGCAAGUAAACAGCGGAGCCCAGGUCCCUUGGCUCCAAAUCUCAUGUUCUUUCUCUAAAUCAUACCUUGCUGCAAUUCAGAAGGCCCUUGGUUCUAAUUUAAUGAUGAACACGUUUCAGUAUUUCUUUCUGUUUCCUAGUAUUCCUUUUUGCGCUACAGUUUUAGGGAAAGUAAUUUGAUAAUGCUUCAAUUUUGUAUAAAGAGAAAUAUAAAAAUAUAAAUAGUUAAAUAUACCUAUCUGUAUUAGAGAAAAACUGCUCUUAUUUAUUUCUGUACAAUGUCAUCAAUUAAAUAAAUAUUUUAGUGUAAAUUGAAAUUCGGGCAUUUAUUAAAUUUCUGAUCCAUAGAACAUA